UUAAAGCGAUGCAUCCAUUAUUUUGAAAUAAUCUCAUGAAAAGGUUUCGAUCAAUUAAUGUUCCCAUCGUGUAGAACCUCUUCGAAAUAUUAAAUUCAUGUCUCAUAGUGAUAAUCCUUAAUCAAAUAAUGAGGACAUUUUCUGCAUCAUAAGAUUUAUUACCUCUUUCCUCUUCAGAUUCCAAGUAAGGACCUGAGGUCCAGACGUAAAGUAAACCGCCCUCAUUCAAGACUGGAAUGACUUACUGUCGUCCUACAAUAAAAUGUUUGUCGCCACUCGAAAUCGACGCCUUCAAAAAUCAAAGUGGACAAGUCAACAAUACACUUGCCUAACGGUAAAAUUGAAAGCUUGUUAUUUUUAAUGGCCGCAUUAUACUGUGAGGCUAUUUAAAAAUUCUAGGCACUUGAGAAUGGCAUUGCCUACAUUUGUUUUGACAAAUGGGAAGUAUCAGCUUACUUCAAAUGUAUCAAUGACGGCUUCAUUACUUCAUCGACUGCAUUGUUAACUUGAUACACCUGUAAUCAACAAAGUGGAUGAAUGUUAAUUACACUUUAACGACAAGAAGUAAUGGGAGUUCCCGGAUAAUGCCAUAGUCGAUUUUUGGGUUUCGGCGUCUUGAGACAGUCAAUCGGGCGAAAACGCACUUAAAAAGUCAGUCGUGGCGGAAACGACCGCUCAGUUAUCUUCAAAUGGUCCAACGGCAAUACGAAAAAUACUCCGUACUAUCCAAGAACUGCUGAUAAAAUGGAGAAUCUUCUCAAAGUGGCCUGUAUGAGUGUUGUAAUUUUACUCUACUUGUUGAAUAGUUAUACAGAGUGCUGUAACGAAUCGGUAUGCGGUAGCAUCGUGAGCAAAUGUUUACUGAUGCAGUUAUGCAGAUGUACACCAGGUAACUACACGUGUAACAAAGAAUGUUAUUAUUGCCUGAAGGAUUCAUAUAGCGAGUGUUGCUCGUGCGUCGAACUAUGCGAGAUUCCAGAUCCGUAUCACACGGAAACUAUCGAUUCGUACAUAGGUGUUAUUGAUAAUUCCGUGCCCGGAUUGUUUCAAGCGUUGUCGGAAGAGGAAACGGACUGGACGAGCGAAACGUUCCAGAUUCAAUACCACGUCAAUCACAAGGAAUCGCCGAAAAUGAGCAGCUUUCCAAUGGACAACGACAUGAACGAGAUUCUUCGAAACGAGGAGAUGGAGUGCACCGUUGUGUUCUUGAAAAAUUGCACGAGCGUGUCGAAAUGUGAGAAAAUUUGCGCGUCGAUGGGCGCGUCCGGAUUCAGAUGGUUUCACGAUGGAUGCUGCGAGUGUGUGGGUGAGAAGUGUUUCAAUUUCGGACUGAAAGAAAGUAAGUGCAGAUUUUGCUCGUAUGGCGACGAAAUAGAUUGGGAGAGUUCGGAGGAUAUUUAUCAUUUUUCUGAAGACAACGAUCUCGGCGACGCUAACGAUAUUGUUGACAUGAUUUGGUAGAUUGAAGAUUUUAGUUAGAUUUAACAUAAUCAUCAUAGUAUGGGAUUUAUUUCAUAAAAUGCAAUUAUAUCUUGAUUUAUAUAAACUUUAUGUAUGAAUAUUUUUUAAUAAAUUAGGUUGAAAAACCAAAUAAAGGUGUUUCGAAUAGA
Coccinella septempunctata (seven-spotted ladybird) is the source of this 1610-nucleotide messenger RNA. Its product is annotated as twisted gastrulation protein homolog 1-A-like. Lineage: Eukaryota; Metazoa; Arthropoda; Insecta; Coleoptera; Coccinellidae. Gene Ontology annotation, biological process: regulation of BMP signaling pathway. The coding region runs from base 745 to 1461 and encodes 238 amino acids. The transcript has a single exon. The record is from RefSeq and is a predicted model, not a curated record.